Molecule: messenger RNA, 696 nt
Organism: Guillardia theta CCMP2712
Lineage: Eukaryota; Cryptophyceae; Pyrenomonadales; Geminigeraceae
Exons: 5
Coding region: 1-696 (231 amino acids)
Source: RefSeq, a predicted model, not a curated record
AUGGCGAAAGACGACCAAGCGAUCGCGGCGAUACAAGAUGCCGGAAAGACGUUGUGGGAGAUCCUCGACGCAGUCAUUUCAGCCCCGGGAAUGGCAGCAACCGGGUUCAACAAGGGUGUUCAAGCUGUCCCUCUCCCCGGUCAUGGGGCAAAGUUGCCGAACCCCUGCUUGGAGGCAGCGAAGCUCUUGUCUGAUCACAUCGACGAACUUCCUAAGAGUGGCUUUGUGCAAGUGAUAGCGAGCGAUGGGGACGAGAGGAAAGGCUCCAUCAGCAGCCAGGGAUCUCGCAGGUUGAGCAAAUCGAUCAAGGAGCUCAUCGAGCAGACCGAUGCUGUCAUUGCAAGCUCCAAGACUCCAAUGUAUGUAGACCGCAAAUCCAACUCAUCAACCGAGAAAGGCAAAGCAACAGAGGAGGAGAAGAACGAGCUGUUGAGCAAGGUUAUGAAGAAGAUCCAGGAUAAGACCGAGAAGAGCAAGGAUGUCGCUGAAGACAUGGGCCUCCAAGAGCUGAUUGACAAGACCCCUCUUGCGCUGCUAUUGCCCAAGCCUCCAAAGGAGGAAAGCAAACCUGACAUUGCAACCGAGGCACUGGCCGAGCAAGCAAGACGGUCGACUGGUCUACAGGCCAAGCUGAAAGGAAUCGUGCAGGGAGUGAGAGAGCGCGCGGGUUCUGAGGAGAAGGAAAGUACGAUAUAA